Thunnus maccoyii (southern bluefin tuna) is the source of this 6985-nucleotide messenger RNA. It is a transcript of the gene cipcb, whose product is annotated as CLOCK-interacting pacemaker b. The transcript has 4 exons. Gene Ontology annotation, cellular component: nucleus. Gene Ontology annotation, biological process: negative regulation of circadian rhythm; negative regulation of DNA-templated transcription. Bases 466 to 1677 code for a protein of 403 amino acids. The record is from RefSeq and is a predicted model, not a curated record. NCBI's taxonomy places the organism in Eukaryota, Metazoa, Chordata, Actinopteri, Scombriformes, Scombridae.
CGCCAAAUAUGGCAGAAUGGCUGCAACGAAUAUCCUGUCCUGUUACACUUUUCGCCAUCUAGGAACAGUUGUCGGUUGGUUAGGCGAGAGCAACCAGGUCGCUACUAGCCUACCUUGAGUUUGGAUGUUCCCAGAGGACAAGUAAACGGUAACGGUUAACGAUUGUUGCCACCUUGCUCCGCAUGUGACCGAGCGGACAGGGGAGGGGCGGUGUGUCUCGUGGAGAGUACCGUGGGACGCCGAGUUCUAGUACAGGCCGGGGCAGCAGCAGCAGCAGCAAGCGACCGCCACACCAAGAAAAACAGUCGGUAGGCACCUCGACCGGGGGGCAGGCUCGGUUCCCUCAGCUUUGUAAACAGCGUCGUCGGACCAGCGCCAGGAGAAAAAUUUACCCUCUGAUAUGCUGAUGUAGUUGUUGUGAGAGCUUGUGGAGCCAAGGAUAUUGUCAGUACAACAGGAAAGAAGAUGAGCACCAAAAGGAAGGCAGAGAGUCACUCAAGGGCAGAAAACAGACCUUGCAUCAUGAAGUCUGGAGACUCCCGAGCUGAUUCAGAGAGAGACUCUGGAUUCUCAGAUGCAAGCUCAGAGCACAUGAGCUCAAUGGACACUACUGAGGACUCACCCUGUUCUGUUGGGGGUCCACAGACUCCAGGCUCAGGGCCCCAGCCCUCUCAGCUGGCUGUGGUGGGAGGCUCCUACUCAAACCUCUCACCAAUGAUUAUCAUGAACAACGUUCUUCUUAAGCAGCCUGGAGAUAAUCCUCCUGCUCUGAAGCCCUGGGGCUAUAGCCCCACAGUGGAAGUGGUUCAACCAGUGGUCCAGCAGCCUCAGGUGGUUUUCCUCCAGCCUGUCGUCUCUCGUCAAGCUUCCCCUGCCUCCAAAGAAACCUCUUCUAGACAAAGACGUCCGAAGAAGUAUCUUCCAAUCCUGAAAUCCUACCCCAAGAUUGCUCCACAUCCCGGAGACAGUUCUAGUUCCUCAGGGAGAGGAACUGCCUCCUCAUCUUCUUCCACUUCCUCCUCCUCCUCUUACUCCUCUUACUCCUCAUCGUCUACUUCAGGGUCAGAGAGAGGUAGCAGUCUGACCUCCAACCAAAGAGAGAAGCAUAAGAGAAGUCUGUGUGGUGGUAUUGCCAAGUCUGGCUCAACCACUCCUAUUCUGCCUGUUACCCCCAGCACAGUGUCUCCUCUGCUCCAGAGCCGACUUUCUCUCCCCACAACAGAAACCAGCUCCAGCAGUAGUCCUGCCAAGGAGAGGCCUUCAUCAACUGUCAGCCAGUCAGAGCUUACCCCCUCCCUGUCUUUCACUCACACCACUAGCUCCAAAAACCUGCCAAUCUCUGUCUCCCAGGCGGUCACCCUACAGGACAGCUCACCAGAAGAAUUUAACCACAGUGACAGUGAUGCUGAUACAAAGAGGAAGCGCUUCUUCAACACUUACAACAUCCUGAACAAAUCUGGCCUACUAGACAUCACACUUCGCACCAAGGAGCUCCUCAGGCAGAACCGACGCACCCAGACUGACUUAGACCGGCUAAAAGAACACACAGACCUCUUCCUCCAGGCUCUGCAGAGCGGUGACACCAGCAUUUGUGUUAAACUGCAAGCCAGCCUUCAGGAGGAAGACCAGGAAAAAGAGAAGGAGAGAGCUGCUCAGAUCAGCUUAAAAGAAGAUUAGACCUAGACUAGUGCUAGACGGUAAAUCCUGUAGACUGGCAUGGGGGGAAAAGCAGGCCAGGGUUGGGGGGGGGGGGGUUGGAGCAAACAGACAGAUGGACCGAAAGUAAUGUGCUCCACAAUACACACCCCCACCCCCAGACUCUUUCACACAGUGUGCUGUGGCCUACAUUUUGGCUGCCGUCUGCCGUAGGGCCCUGACACACCAAACCGACCUAAAAGAAUUCGAGUUGAUAGACUUUUCAUUGCUUCACGUCUUCUGUUAAAAGUUGCACUGUAACUCAUUGCAAGGCUGUAGCUGGAGGUCAGUUGACCGCCAGCAUGCACAUACAGUAUGUUCUGCACCUGUGUGAGAGGAAAUAUUUUAGUCAGCAGUCUGCAUCUGUGAUUCAGGGAACAUCACGGAAAGGGAAGCAAAACAAACUAUAAUAAUAUUUUUUACCAGUGUGUUAAAAUUGUCCUAUUGUUAUAUGCUUAAAUUAUGAAUUGUGAAUACCAAUGUUUCUCCUUUUUUUAAAAAGUUGCAAUUGUAUUCUUUGCUUUGUCAGCCUGUGGUCCUAAAAACGUGGAGUGGAAAAUCAAGGAGAAACCAUGCUAAAUUAGUAAAAUUACACAUUUGCUGUGUUGAACAACCAGUUAGAGAGCUCUCUCUAAUUGCCUUUUGCCGCCGUUUCAAGUGCCGACGUGUCCCAGAAGUGAAAGACAUUACAAAAACUAUGGGCGGUGGGUGGCUGCACACAUUGCCUGGUAGCUAAGUGUUGGCUUGGUGUGUCAGGCCGUAAAGGUCAAACGAGGACAGAGCCACAGCUCACUGUACUGCUAUCCUGAGCCUGACUAGAUCACUUCCACUGAAACUGCCUCUCUUCUGCACAGAAAUGUUCUGCUCAUUGGCAAUCAAGACCCAAAAGCCCUGAGAGAUUUGGAUCUAAGGCAUGAAGGGAUAAAAAACUUUUUUUUUUUUUUUUUUACUGAAUGCACAAUACAGGCUCAAUAUCUGAAUACUUGAUUGAAGCGCCUAACAGGUAUUUCAUCUAAAACUGACAAAUCAGUCUCAUAACAUUCAACAGUUUUCCAUUAUUGCUAUGUUCUGCUGUGUUGCCUAAUAGGACAUCCAGUAAACGGUCAUGGUCUGUACAUAAUAUAAAUUGUUUCAUGUAGCAGUUAUGUAAUAUCUAUGAAUAUGAAAGGCUUAUGGACAUGUUUUCAUGUCACAUUGAAUGUGUUCAAGGCCUCUUACCAGUCAGCAUCUUUAAAUAGACAAAUAUGUGCCUAAAGUGUCUUUAGUUCCUGCUGCAUUGUGAAACUUGGUGAUAGAUUUGGCACGGUCGGUUUCCAGUUUAGCAUUCCCAUCCUGUUCUAAGUGACAGUGCAAACUGGCUGUGAGCUCUAAACAAGCUACUCAGAGGCUUCCUUGUUUGUUUAAAGGGUGCUUCCUAUAGUUCAACCAGUUAUCAGUGUCUUGGGUGAAAGUUGUUAUUUGUCUUUGUGUGUGUGUGUGUGUGUGUGUGUGUGUGUGUGUGUGUUUUUAUAUGCACAUAGAUAUAAUUUAAAGUGGCGAUAUUGUCUAAUUUAAGUGCACACUUUUUUUUUUACGUUUCUUUCUAUUGUUUUUUUUUUUAAUGGUAUGAAAUGACUCAUUGUGUGAACCUUGUGGAGACCAUUAGACAAGCAUCAAGUCAGUUUUCUUGAUGAAGACCAGUUGUUGUGCAUUAACUUCGGGCCCUGUAAUUGUAUUUGACUAAGAAAGCCCAACAAUUACGUCUAAAUUAGGAACAUUUGUGGAGUUUUGGGAUGCUGCAUUAAUAAUUUUUUGUAAGUUUAUAAAUCAUGGCCUUAAUAUCCAAGUUCAAUGUAUAUCACAGAACUUUACAUUUGCACUAAAAUGUUCUGCGAGUAGCUCUGAAGUCAUUUCUGAGCAGAAUUUAAUGGCAGCUAUGGUUAUUAAAUUGAGGCAGACUGCAAAAGUCUUUGUUUAACUUGAAGUGCAUUAUGAGGCAUCAUAAGCACAUUACAAGUGUAUAAAUAUUAUCUGUAUAGAACAGACAUUUAUAACAUUUACAUGAAUUUUAUGACAUUGUCGGAUUUUUUUUUAUUACCAGUAGUUUUCGCAUUAUUAAACAUGUUUGUGUAUUUUACUAUUAUACUAUUUGAUGUAAUAAAAAUAAUAUACUUGUGCUUAUGUUGACUUAAAAUGGCUCAUUAACAUCUCAACUAAGGGAUUCUUUAUAUUCUACUUUUGCAGUCUUAACCAGUGUGCAACAGAAUGUAAAUACAGUUCAGAUAAAAAAAAAAAAAAGUUCAUUUACACUCAUGAAGGUCAUGUAGUCUGUUUUUAAAAAAAAGUUUGGCACAUUGAGCACAUUGAAUUACGCCUGUCGUAUGAAAUGUGCAAUAUAAAUAAAUCUGACUUGACUUGACUUUGGAAAUCUUUGUCACACAAACAAAAACUCAGAUGUUUGGGUUCGAUAAAUUUGUUGUGGGCAUUCCUAAAACAACAUCUCAUCAGUUUUGUUGUAUCUCUCUCUCAUUUUUUUUUUUUUUAAAUCAUCCUGUUUUGACUCUCAGCUUUUAUUAUAAACAGACCAACAUUUCAACAGUUAUGUCUGUGACAUUUUGAUUCUGAAAAUGACACUAGCAGAUGAUAUGUUAGUCUGUUCCAACAAUAAACGCUGAUAAAAUAAUUAGUUUUCAGUUUUUAGUCACUCCUGACCCAGAGCUGUAGUGUGUUUUAGGUCAUUAUCCUGCUGGAACACCAUGCUGUGUCUAAUAAUCAACCCUCUGGCUGAUAGUUUGAGGUUGCACUGAAGACGUUUGAGGUCAGCUUACAUUCUCCACCCAUUUUCUGCAGUGCACCACUGCUGCUGUCAGCAAAACAGCCCCAGAUGCAUUGUAUCUUUUUGGGGUUGAACGUCUCACUAUCUCCCCUCCAAACAUAGCGCUGGUUGCUGAUAACUGACCCCUUCAAAUGGAUUUUUCUAUGUGUGUGUUUUUGGCCAAUUUCGUUGCAAGUGCAGCAGAUUUUCAUCUAAUGGGGCAUAGUUGUAUUUUCUAAAACAUGACAGACCUGUUGCUUUAGCAUGAAGUGAGUGACAUCCUUGACUUGUAUAAAUCUACUUUCUCAUAUCUUCACUCCUUGUAUCUUUCCAUCAUCAUGAAUGUGGCUCAAGUGAAUGAAUACAGUCAACUUUGUUUACACAGGCCGAUAAAUUCCAGCAGGAAAAUAUGUUGAGGUCAUGUCACGGUGACAUUGUAGACUUUGAUACACAACCAAGUUAAAAAAAAUCUUAGUGUGCAAUGUGGUUAUAAUUUAAUCCAGAUGUUCAGAAGACCCACAAUUCAUUUAUGAGGGAACCAAAACGUGAUUUUUGUGUUUGUGUGAAUAUGGCACAUGUUUUCCAAAAAUGUCAGAAAAAGAAGUUGCAAACAUGAUUUAAAUUGCUACCUGCCAUAAUCUACAUGUCUCUUACAACCUCACUUGUAAAUCUUUUAAAAUUCUCAAAUCAAAAGUUUUAAAAGCCACAGCUCAUUGCAAAAUAAUUGUGAAUGCAUGGAAAAAGACAGACAAGACUUGUGAAUUUCCAUGAGGGUAUAGUAUUUGUGCUUCGUCACUGUAAUAGAUCCAGUUACGUGUUCAAAUGCCACAUAUCCUUAAAGGUAUACGAUGCAGGAUUUGUUGGUUGGUGCUUGUAAGCACCAAAAAGCAUUCAAAGUUGGCCCCUCCUUCCCGGCUCAGAGACAGAGACAGAUGUGACCUGGUCGUUAAAUUACAAGUCCCGACCUCUCACCCUGUGCGCUGUUAUUAGCUGGGGGCUACACACCCACUGCCCUGUGGUUGACACCUAGAAGCGUCCAGAACACAGCAAAAUAAUAAGAAAAUACAGGCAGAGGGAGAUCAAUACACCGCUAUACUUCUAUUGGGUCAUAAGUGAGGAUUGAGAGGGAUUUGUAUGAGUCUAUACAUUGUUUUUUGAAACAAUCCUGCAUAGUCUACCUUUACAGAGGGCCUUGUUGAGACACUCCAGCCAGGACGGCGGCAAGACUGCUGGCAUUUGUUUUUGGUCUUUUGCCUUGGCCAAAAACAAAUGCCAGUGUGUACGUGCCCCUUUUACAGCUGUUGUAUUGUUCAGAUUUGGAACUCUACCCAUGAAAAUAUUUCUUUUAUUUCUUGGACCAAUUAUGUGAUAAUUGAGGACAACAAUUGAACACAUCUCACACAUUUACCUGAAUUUAAAAUUAGAUCACUUUUAACUCUUUUGUCCUCCUUAAUCAGAUGGCGUAUGUUGAUAUUUUUCUUUCUUAAAGAUUCACUGUAAAGUCUGAAAAUCUUAUAAUGGUAUAAUGGCUAAAAUUAGAUCCUGUACUAAUACUGCCAGUGGAAUAAAUGAUGCUACUGAAAUAUCGAAAAAGAUCAAUGAAUUUUUGGCUGAAAAUAGCACAAAAAUAUGCUGGUAGAGUCCAUCUUUUUAAAUAGUUUUUCUUGUCUGCUGUCAUCAGCUUUCAGUACAACACAUUUACUUAUUAGAUCGUUCCCAUCUGCUCACUGGAGUCUAAUGUUUGGCUUUGUUUACAUGGAUCCACCCUACUGUGGUGACUCCUGGAUCCUUGAAACAUGUGUUUGACUAUUUAUUGACCGAACUGUAUCAAACCAUUGUGUCUGAUGCCACUAAUAUAUACUACAUGACGUGUCACGGAUUGUUGUUGCCGUUAUUGUGACAUUUUCUGUUUUUACAUCCAAAACAAGAACUUAAUAAUUGAAUAAAAAAAGAGUAAAGACUGGUGUUUGUACAGUAAGACCAGUGUUAGUCAUUUUCUAACACUGGAUUUUGAGUUUCUCAUCUAAACGUCGGCAGCUUUGACUCCUCAGUGCAUUUGAGUCUGCCUUCUUUCAUUUUAAAGAUGCUGUUAAUGUUUGUGAAUGUUUUUAUCAAGAUGAUUCAGUAGUUGCACCACCAGCAGAAAAUGAACAUUAUAGCCCAAAUAAUUUUGUUUUUAUGCUAAACCAAGAAUUGUGUUGGGAAAAUGCAAUAGAUUCAUUUUGUGGAAUUAUGCAGAAUGAAUGUAGUGUGAGCUCGCCGGCAAUCUUUUUUUUCUUAAACUAUGUAAACUGGUAAAUAAGAUGGAUGUUAUAAUCCUCAUUGCACUAAAACGUCUGAGGACAUUGGAAUUGUUGUAAUUAAUGGAUAACUUCAACUAUUCAAAAUCAAAGAUCAGUAGAGUCAGAUUGAGAAAGGUUUUUGUGUAAAAUGUUUAGGGCUCUUUUUGUACAUGUUAGUCUCAUUGCUUGUUUAAUAAAUGUCAUUCCAAAGAAA